This is a messenger RNA of Psammomys obesus (fat sand rat), 498 nucleotides long. RefSeq names its product X-linked lymphocyte-regulated protein 3A-like. Gene Ontology annotation, biological process: meiotic cell cycle; spermatid development. The record is from RefSeq and is a predicted model, not a curated record. Bases 1 to 498 code for a protein of 165 amino acids. Gene Ontology annotation, cellular component: synaptonemal complex. The transcript has 6 exons. NCBI's taxonomy places the organism in Eukaryota, Metazoa, Chordata, Mammalia, Rodentia, Muridae.
AUGUUUCUGGCCAAUUCCCCUCAGAUGGGACCCAUUAAGAACAUUCUCAAGGAAAACAGAGAUAGAUUCAGAACAAUCAUCACCAAGUCUUUCCAAACCAUGCAGCAGAAAGUUGAGGAUAUUCUAAGACUCCAGUAUGAACAAAGGCAGAAACUUUAUGAAGAAUAUUCUCUUCAGAUUAUGAAUUUGAAUAGCAAGUUAAACAUGGAUGCAGAUCAAGUCAAGAAACAGGCGGAAAAGCUCUCUAGUAUAUUUACGGAGCAUCGGAUGUUUGUCCUUCAGUCUCUGGUUCUUCAGAAGGAGAGAAUGGAAGAAUUUAAAUCACUCUGUGAACAGUACUUGGAGAAACUUGAGGUGCUGAAGUACUCUGGGGGGAAUUCCGUGGCUGAAGAGCUGAGGCUUCUCAUAGACACCUUGGAGAUAAAACUUCUGACGGUGAAUCGCCAGCAAGAGAGUAUUGCUGCUCGACUGUCUCUCCUGGAUGUGUUACUCUCAUAA